UUAUCUACAAUCCCGAAUGAAUUUAGGGUAAAAUCUAACAGACAAGACGCUCUAGAAUUUGAAUAAGGAAUCAAUACAUUCUCGUGUUCUUGACAUUCUAACAUCUUUCCCCAUGGCUUUGUCUGCCUCAUCCACCGGCCGAGCAAUCUCCUCCGUAACCAUCUCUUAUUCACCAUUAUUGGGGUUUCUCAAACCAAAUCAUCGACAUAAUCAUAUAAGCUAUGGGUUUAACAGCAAGUACAGCUCCAUGGCCAUCAAUUGUUCGUCUUCUGAAAAUGGUCGCUCUUCAGAUUCCAGGGCGUUUAGUUUGAAUGAAAAUGGAAAAGCCAGAGGUUCUGUUAAGUGGCAAAGGGUGCUUCUUAAAGUAAGUGGAGAAGCACUUUCUGGAGAUGGUGAACAAAAUAUAGACCCAAAGGUUACAAUGUCUAUUGCAAGAGAGGUUGCAGAUGUUACUCGGCUUGGCAUUGAGGUUGCCAUAGUUGUUGGUGGAGGGAAUAUCUUCCGUGGAGCUUCAUGGGCAGGAAGUAGUGGUCUUGAUCGUUCAUCUGCUGAUUACAUUGGUAUGUUGGCAACUCAUUUUCGGAUGUCUGAAGUGGCUGAACCUUAUAUUCGUAGACGAGCCAUCAGACAUUUAGAAAAAGGCCGUGUUGUCAUCUUUGCAGCCGGAACCGGAAAUCCCUUCUUCACUACAGACACCGCCGCAGCCCUUCGUUGCGCAGAAAUUAAUGCGGAGGUAGUUUUAAAAGCAACAAAUGUGGAUGGUGUGUAUGAUGAAGAUCCAAGGAAUAAUCCGGAAGCUCGACUCCUUGACUCUUUGACUUAUCAAGAAGUAACAUCAAGGGAUCUUUCUGUUAUGGACAUGACUGCAAUCACUUUAUGCCAAGAAAACAACAUCCCGGUUGUUGUAUUCAAUCUUGGGAAACCGGGUAACAUUGCAAAAGCUAUUAAGGGUGAAAGAGUUGGCACACUGAUUGGUGGUGUGUGUGUCUCAACAGCCACAAGGACUUGAAGGGACCUUUUCUGGUUAUAUGUGAAACUCCGAGGUUCUUUAUACUAAUUGUAUGCAUCUAAAAUAAGAAGGUGAAAUUUUGCAUUGUUUUACAUGUCAUGGAGUUUUAGGUAGCUUAAUGUAGUAGUUUUGUUAGCGUUAUAGCGAGAUUUAUUUAUAGUUUCUUUUUUCUUGUAUUAUCGGAACUUACAGGUGUUUGAUAUGUUGUUUUGUGUAACAUUGUUCUCAUUGUCUUUUGCUCAUUCAUAUAAGGGCACGUAAUUGUAAUAAAUUGGUUGAGUCAGUUUGUGAUAA
Lactuca virosa is the source of this 1303-nucleotide messenger RNA. The record is from the annotation of a GenBank genome assembly. Lineage: Eukaryota; Viridiplantae; Streptophyta; Magnoliopsida; Asterales; Asteraceae.